UUCUCACAGAUCUGGACCUCGACGUUCACAGUCACUUCUUGGAGCUUGUCACCCACUGCUCUCCCGUCCUCUGCCUGGACCGGGCCGCCACCGUGCGGCCCCUGCGGCUCCUGGCACGGCCCCGCGCUCAGCUGCCGCCCUGGCGCCCGCCACUCUGUCGUCCCCGGACCGGCGAGGACCCGCUCGGCCGGGGCGCAGGCGGCUGGGAAGGGGGCGCUGGCCCCGAGGCCGUGCAAGCGCGGCCACCAACCUGGGGUUGUCGGUGGAGGGCGAGUGCUGGCUCCCGGAGGACGCGACGCCCUUCGGGGCCGACGGGCCGCGCCCAGAGGCAGCCCUGGGAACGACCCAUCCCUUUUCCAGCCCUGGGGUGGGACUGGGGUUGGAAUGCGCUGCGCCCCCGUCUGCUGGCCUGCCCCCUGCCUGGGACGCGAUGAUGGCGGCCCUGUAUCCGAGCACGGAUCCCUCGGGCGCCUCCUCCUCCUCCUUGCUUUCUUCCCCAUCCUCCUCUUCGUCGCUGAAGGAGGUGAUGGCGCUAAAGGAUGUGCGGGAGGUGAAGGAGGAAAACACUCUGAAUGAGAAGCUGUUCUUGCUGGCGUGCGACAAGGGUGACUAUUACAUGGUUAAAAAGAUUUUGGAGGAAAGCAGUUCAGGUGACUUGAACAUAAAUUGCGUAGAUGUGCUUGGGAGAAAUGCUGUUACAAUAACUAUUGAAAACGAAAAUUUGGAUAUACUGCAGCUUCUUUUGGACUACGGUUGUCAGAAACUAAUGGAACGAAUUCAGAAUCCUGAAUAUUCAACAACCAUGGACAUUGCACCUGUCAUUUUAGCUGCUCAUCGAAACAACUAUGAAAUUCUUACAAUGCUGUUAAAACAGGAUGUAUCUCUACCGAAGCCUCAUGCAGUUGGUUGUGAAUGCACGUUGUGUUCUGCCAAAAACAAAAAGGACAGCCUCCGACAUUCAAGGUUUCGUCUUGAUAUAUAUCGUUGUUUGGCCAGUCCGGCUUUAAUAAUGUUAACAGAGGAGGAUCCAAUUCUGAGAGCAUUCGAACUUAGUGCUGAUUUAAAAGAACUGAGCCUUGUGGAGGUGGAAUUCAGGACUGAUUAUGAAGAACUAGCCCGGCAGUGUAAAAUGUUUGCUAAAGAUUUGCUUGCACAAGCCCGGAAUUCACGUGAAUUGGAAGUUAUUCUAAACCAUACAUCCAGCGAUGAGCCUCUUGACAAACGGGGACUGUUAGAAGAAAGAAUGAAUUUAAGUCGUCUAAAACUUGCUAUCAAAUAUAACCAAAAGGAGUUUGUCUCCCAGUCUAACUGCCAGCAGUUUCUGAACACUGUUUGGUUUGGACAGAUGUCAGGUUAUCGACGUAAGCCCACCUGUAAGAAGAUAGUGACUGUUUUAACAGUUGGCAUCUUCUGGCCACUUUUGUCACUUUGCUAUUUGAUAGCUCCCAAAUCUCAGUUUGGCAGAAUCAUUCAUACACCUUUUAUGAAAUUCAUUAUUCAUGGAGCAUCAUAUUUCACAUUCUUGCUGCUACUAAACCUAUACUCUCUUGUCUACAAUGAGGAUAAGAAAAACACUAUGGGACCAGCUCUUGAAAGGAUAGACUAUCUUCUUAUACUGUGGAUCAUUGGGAUGAUUUGGUCAGACAUUAAAAGGCUCUGGUAUGAAGGGUUGGAAGACUUUUUGGAAGAAUCUCGUAAUCAACUCAGUUUUGUCAUGAAUUCACUUUAUUUGGCAACCUUUGCCCUCAAAGUGGUUGCUCACAACAAGUUUCAUGACUUUGCUGAUCGGAAGGACUGGGAUGCGUUUCACCCUACACUGGUGGCAGAAGGGCUUUUCGCAUUUGCAAACGUGCUGAGUUAUCUUCGUCUGUUUUUCAUGUACACGACAAGUUCUAUCCUGGGUCCAUUACAGAUUUCAAUGGGACAGAUGCUUCAGGAUUUCGGAAAGUUCCUUGGGAUGUUCCUUCUUGUUUUGUUUUCCUUCACAAUUGGACUGACGCAGCUAUAUGAUAAGGGCUAUACGCCAAAAGAACAGAAAGACUGUGUGGGCAUCUUCUGUGAACAGCAAAGCAAUGAUACCUUCCAUUCGUUCAUUGGCACUUGCUUUGCUUUGUUCUGGUAUAUUUUCUCCUUAGCACAUGUGGCAAUCUUUGUCACAAGAUUUAACUAUGGGGAGGAACUGCAGUCAUUUGUUGGCGCUGUUAUUGUUGGGACGUACAACGUGGUGGUCGUGAUCGUGCUCACCAAGCUGCUGGUGGCCAUGCUGCACAAGAGCUUUCAGCUGAUAGCCAAUCAUGAAGACAAAGAAUGGAAGUUUGCUCGAGCAAAGUUGUGGCUCAGCUACUUUGAUGACAAGUGUACAUUACCCCCACCUUUUAAUAUCAUUCCUUCACCAAAGACUAUCUGCUAUAUGAUUAGUAGUCUCAGUAAAUGGAUUUGUUCUCAUACAUCAAAAGGCAAGGUUAAACGGCAAAACAGUUUAAAGGAAUGGAGAAAUCUGAAACAAAAGAGAGAUGAAAACUACCAGAAAGUGAUGUGCUGCCUGGUGCACCGUUACCUGACCUCCAUGAGACAGAAGAUGCAGAGCACGGAUCAGGCGACCGUGGAAAACCUGAACGAACUGCGCCAAGACCUGUCCAAAUUCCGAAAUGAAAUAAGGGAUUUGCUUGGCUUUCGGACUGCUAAAUACGCCAUGUUUUACCCAAGAAACUAACCAUUCUCUAAAUUAUGUAGAGAAGAAUUUUCAAUAAUAAUGGUGAAUCUGAAAGACUGUGUGUGCAUGACUUGCAUUAAGUCAAUAAGAUAUGUCUUGAAAUGAAGAAUUAUGUAAAAGCCAUUCUUUAACAUAUUUAUAACAUAAAUCUGUUAUGUAAAAUAUGUGUAAAAUUAGUUUUUUAAAACCCUGUGUUAGUGGCUUUUUGCAGAAGCAAAACAAGUUAGUAGAUAGAUUUUGUAAGCAUGCCGCUUGGUUUCCUAAUCUGAACAGUGCUCUAACAUUUUUUUUCUGUGUUUAAGGACAGUUAUUGUACACAUUACCAGAAGGUCCUGUAAAUGAAGACUGGUAAAUGUGGGCUGAUCUCCAUCCAUAGAAUAAGUUGAAAUAUUGAAGUCUUGGUUUUUAAUAUCUCUGUUUUAGAACUUCAAGUAUAUCAUUUAAGAGUAUACUUUCAUCUAAAACUAGUCUAUUUUUUAAAUUUUAUUAUAAUCCUAAGUAACAAAAAAAAACUUAAUGAAUAUUUGAACCUAUUUAUGUCUCUAUAAAUUUAAAUUCACUUCAGUUUCAUUACUGUUAUUUG
Messenger RNA from Artibeus jamaicensis (Jamaican fruit-eating bat), 3296 nucleotides. RefSeq names its product transient receptor potential cation channel subfamily C member 1 (gene TRPC1). Lineage: Eukaryota; Metazoa; Chordata; Mammalia; Chiroptera; Phyllostomidae. Gene Ontology annotation, biological process: manganese ion transport; calcium ion transmembrane transport; regulation of cytosolic calcium ion concentration. Gene Ontology annotation, molecular function: inositol 1,4,5 trisphosphate binding; protein binding; store-operated calcium channel activity. The record is from RefSeq and is a predicted model, not a curated record. The transcript is spliced from 12 exons. Gene Ontology annotation, cellular component: membrane; cation channel complex. Bases 431 to 2713 code for a protein of 760 amino acids.